Molecule: messenger RNA, 5173 nt
Organism: Paramormyrops kingsleyae
Lineage: Eukaryota; Metazoa; Chordata; Actinopteri; Osteoglossiformes; Mormyridae
Product: histone-lysine N-methyltransferase EZH1-like
Biological process (GO): heterochromatin formation
Cellular component (GO): nucleus; ESC/E(Z) complex
Molecular function (GO): histone H3K27 methyltransferase activity; protein binding; chromatin binding
Source: RefSeq, a predicted model, not a curated record
ACCUUUUCAUUGCUUAUUCCCACUCCACACCUUAUGCGACUGUUUAUUGCUUUACUACUACAGACUGACCACCCAGUCUGAAGCCAUUUAAGUUCUUUAAGUCAUUUAAGAUCUUUUUACACGGCUGCUAUUGACUAUAUAUCAGCAUUAAUUCGGCUCACGAAUCCGCGGCUGGCCGGCGUGCGAAUAUGAAUGCGAAUCAGUGACGGGUAACGGUGCUAAAGCGAUUUUAUUCCGUAUUGGGGCUUUUUACCACCGCCCAGUGUUUUGUGUAUCUUUGAUAGACACGCACGUUUUAGCCCUUAUACCAGCCGCGGCGUGUGAUCGCGAUGAAGACGUCACCACUCCUCCGGCCGAGCGAGCAAAGUGCGCAGCUACCCUCCGAGCUGCACGGCCACGAUCUCGGCGUGCUGGCGGCCAGCACCGCGCUCCCGGCCGUCCCCAGCUUCGGCGGCCCGAAUGCUUCCUCCGAGCCCGUAGCCGAGUGAUCGAUCCCGCUUCUCAGUGCCGCUGAAGCGCAUUUUUUCCCGACGCGUCUCCGCGGCAGCAGUAGCUGCUGGUUAAGGAGGCAGGACUCGGCUGUUUUCCAUGUAUUUGCAACUGCGACACGAUGUGUCAAAUUUCGACUCGCAUGGGGAUCCUGCAUCACAUUUGAUUUUAUAAGAGAAAAAGGACCCGAAGUGCUAUUUUAAACCGUAGGAUCGUGUGUCUGAUUUGCUUAGAAUCGGUGCUUUACGUUUUCUCUAGCCUUCUUCAAAUAGUCCAAGUGACGGGCCAUGGAGGAGACCCCGGCGGCCCAGCCCAGUAGGCCGGUCCGAAGCCUGAUGGAAUGGAGGAAAAGGGUUAAGUCAGAAUACAUGCGUCUCCAGCAGUUGAAGCGUUUCCGCAAAGCGGAGGAAGUCAAGUCGCUCUUUAUGUCCAACCGAAAGAAGAUCAAUGGAAGGACAGACCUUCUGAACAAGGAGUGGUCCACGCUCCGGGUGCAGUCUAUCCCGUUCUCUUCCCCCUCCGUCGGAUCCCUUCACAGCAAGAAGUGCGUGGUGGAGUUUGGUUUCCCUACCUUCCAGAACCAGACCACCGUGAUGAAGACCCUCAGCACUGUGGCUGGUAUCCCCUUCAUGUACUCCUGGUCCCCUCUGCAGCAGAAUUUCAUGGUGGAGGAUGAGACAUUCUUGCACAAUAUUCCCUACAUGGGGGAUGAGGUUCUGGAGCAGGAUGAGGCCUUUCUGGAGGAACUCAUCGACAACUAUGAUGGCGUGCACGGGGACCGAGAGGGUGGCUUCAUCAACGACGAAGUCUUCAAGGAGCUAGUGGAGGCUCUGAGCCAAUACUCGGACCGGGAGGAGGACGAGGAGGAGGGACAGGAAAGCACUGAGCCGAAGGUGGAGGAAGCCAAGGUGGUGAGGAGGAGUGUCGGCAACGGGGUGGAGGACACCAAGGCAGAACCACUGGGCCCUGUCAGGAAGAAGAAGCGAGGCCUGGCAGAUGCAAAAGAUCCGUCCUCCAGUAAGAAACUACCUCACGAUAAGAUAUUCAUGGCUAUUGCUUCUAUGUUCCCAUACAAGGGCACCACCGAGGAGCUUAAAGAAAAAUACAAGGACCUCCUGGAACCCCCCAGUCCAGUUAAGCUACCUCCUCUGUGCACCCCCAAUAUGGACGGACCCUUCGCCAAGUCAGUGCAGCGGGAGCAGUCCCUCCACUCCUUCCACACCCUGUUCUGCAGGCGCUGCUUCAAAUACGACUGCUUCCUCCACCCUUUCCAUGCAACCCCGAACAUGUACCGGAGGAAGAGCAAGGAGAUGCACAUUGAGACGGAGCCCUGUGGCGCGCACUGCUUUUUACUGCAGAAAGGGGCAAGAGAGUUUGUAGAUCAGAACAUGCUAAAGUCCCAGCGAUCACGGCGUCGACGCAAACAGACCCGGCCAGCCAGCUCCAGCUGUCCUGGCCCAUCUGUUUCUGCCGGGGAAGGGAAGGAGACCGAAAGUGACCAUGAGACCACCAGCUCUUCAGAGGAGAACUCGCGGUGCCAAACGCCCUCCAGGAUGCAGCUGGCUGGGGAUGUGGGGGAGGAGCAUGGGGAGGAGCCGAAGGAGGAGUCAAGGGAGGAGCCAGUGGGGGAGGCAGAUCUGGGGUCAGGCUGGAGUGGAGCAGAGGAAUCACUCUUCCGGGUGCUGCAUGGGACUUACUUCAACAACUUCUGCUCAAUCGCACGUCUCAUCGGCACAAAGACCUGCAAACAGGUCUACGACUUUGCCGUGAAGGAGGUGCUGAUCCAUCGCCUACCUGUAGAAGACGGCAGAAUCUCCCCCCAGAAAAAGAAACGGAAGCACAGGUUGUGGGCAAAGAUUCAGCUCAAAAAAGACAACUCCUCCAAUCAGGUGUACAACUACCAGCCAUGUGACCAUCCUGAGCACCCAUGUGACAGCUCCUGCCCAUGUGUGAUGACUCAGAACUUCUGUGAGAAGUUCUGCCAGUGUGACCAUGCAUGUCAAAACCGUUUUCCAGGCUGCCGAUGCAAGACCCAAUGCAACACCAAGCAGUGCCCCUGUUACCUGGCAGUGCGGGAAUGCGACCCGGACCUGUGCAUGACCUGCGGGGCCUCGGAACACUGGGACAGCAAGACCGUGUCCUGCAAGAACUGCAGCAUCCAGAGGGGCUUGAAGAAGCAUCUUCUGUUGGCCCCUUCGGACGUGGCAGGAUGGGGAACCUUCAUCAAGGAGGCUGUGGAAAAGAACGAGUUCAUCUCUGAGUACUGUGGAGAGCUUAUUUCCCAGGACGAGGCGGACCGACGAGGCAGGAUCUACGACAAAUACAUGUCCAGCUUCCUCUUCAACCUGAACAAUGACUUUGUCGUUGACGCCACGCGGAAGGGUAACAAAAUCCGCUUCGCGAAUCACUCCGUGAACCCCAACUGCUACGCCAAAGUGGUGAUGGUGAACGGGGACCAUAGGAUAGGCAUCUUCGCCAAAAGGGCCAUUCAGCAAGGCGAAGAGCUCUUCUUUGAUUACAGGUAUAGUCAGGCAGACGCGCUGAAGUAUGUUGGCAUUGAGAGGGAGGUUGAUGUCAUUUGACUGCCCUGCGCUGCUCCGCUUUGUCCCCUUUGUGACUGAAAUGCCAGUACUCUCUCCCAUGAUGUCAUGCACGCCGUGGUUUGUCAAGGACGACGGACACCCAGAAAACUGCGACAUAUUACACGCACCCACCUGGAGGUCAUUACGACAUUUAGUGCGUCAUGGAAAUCUUAUCCAGCGAGGAAGCAGUCAUUCAUAUUGUUAUAUGUGUGUGUGUGUGUGUGUGUGUGUGUAUACACACAUAACACAAUAUUAAUUAAUAAUACAUAUUAUUAGUAAGUAAUAUGUAGUAUACGAUUCAUACAACAGCAGUCAUUACCCUUCAUUAUUGCAUUUUUUAAAGCUUUUUCAAGGCAGGGAGAUCAGAACAGAUAUUCAAAUGUUUGUGAAUCAGGUCAGAACUGUUCUGUUUUGUUUUGACCCUUGGGAUGGCAUAUGGCAUGAACGAACAUAAGCAAUGUAAUGUAUAUGUACGUCGCUGGCAUCUUCCAAGCUAGCGUCACCUUCAAUAACUACUACAGCUACUUUUCUUUUCCGGAAUUGGUCUUUUGUUGUCUCAUUUGGGCACACUUGUAAAACAACAAAUUCUGUAACAUGUCCCUUCUACUCCUUUAAUGGGACUUAAACCAGCAACCAUCAGGUUUGCAUGUACGUGUGACUUUUUCAUUAUUAUGAAUAUUGAUUAGCCAAUCAAAGGAUAUUUCCUUUGAGGAGAAUGUUAAGCAGAAGCAUAAAACAUAAACAUUUCAUAAGUAACCAGACGCUAAACAUGUACAGAGAAAACUUGAGCAACAACUACCAUUUAAAGGGCUGCAGACCAUUCUGCAUCACACAGGGUUACACGGGUUUGUGUUUCAUUUCUCUGCUGUUUGUAAAAAAAACGUUUACCAAGCGGCCAUAUUGGCUGUACAACAUCCCAGUAGCAUGUAAUAUCUAUAUAUCUAUGUAUAUGUAAAAUAGGGUUAGUGAUUGGGGUGAUUGACAGGAUAAAGAUGUUACAUUUCAGCAGAGGAAUCUAAGCAUUUAUAUGAUUUUAGAAAAAGUUCAGUUAUAUACAAGAGACUAAAACAUUUAUGCAUUUAUUAUCGGAAUAAUUUAUUGUCAUUUUCUAGCAGUGAAACCCCACAGAUUCCUUAUGGGUAAUAAAUGUUCUCCUUUUAAAACGGUCUUCCUCAAUUAAGAGAAACCUUUUGUAUUAAAAAGAUAAAGAGGACACACAGCGUCCACAGAGAGGUUUACUGUCCAAGGAAAGAAAUCUCAAAGCGAAAUCUCACGUGUUCCUUACCGUGUACCUGUGUGUUCUGGAGAAGUGCCUCCAGUCGUCCAGCGUACUGAACUCACGCCUGAUACCCAGAAUCUAUUCGUGUUCUUGCUUUAUUCACUAUUAAUGUCAAACUCUGCAUCACACAAAUGACCUUUAAGUCGAAAUGUAUGUAUUCAUUUAAGCAAGUUGAGGAUAUUUUAAUAGUUCACUAUCCAAAGUGUUGCUCUGCAUUCAGUUUUUGUAAAACUUUGGUGUUUGUUACAUUUUAAUAGAAAUUGUUUGGAUAUGAAUCUAUUUUUUCUGAUUGAUGUAUUUUGUCAGUUUCCCUCACCAAGAUAUGACAUUCCAUAUCAUCAUUUAAAUGAUAAAGGUAUACAUUUUUAAAAACUUUGUUAAACGUAUAAAUGUUACAAUUUUAUACCACAGUAUAAACCUUUUAGAGAAAUGUUAUUCACCGUUAUUGAGGGGAAUCGUGAUUUUUACUUGUAUACUAAAUACAGAUUCAGAAUGGGACUGUUUUUUAGAUGUUUUUUGUUGUCAAACGGAGGGUGUUAGCAGAGGAAACACAUUAACAGAGAAUUGAUUUAUUGGAUGGGGGAAGACAUUCAUCUUCAUGCUGGUCUGAUUGAUAUUUUAGCCUUCAUGCUACAUGUAGAGUUUUUGACUGUGGUCAGGUGGUCUGGUCACUUCUGUUUUUCUUCUGCCGUUUUUCUAGGUCAAGUUUCCCGUUACCCAAAAAUUUAGCCGAUAAUUUUCCAGCAGGUGCCCUUAUAGAAAAAGUAACAUUGCAUAAAUUAUUUAUAAUGCUUUAAAAUCCAUUAAAAUUACUUUUAAACUA